Messenger RNA from Cuscuta campestris, 1358 nucleotides. NCBI's taxonomy places the organism in Eukaryota, Viridiplantae, Streptophyta, Magnoliopsida, Solanales, Convolvulaceae. The record is from the annotation of a GenBank genome assembly.
GACUAGGCCAAAUGCCUUUCCUCUACACUUUCUAAGCUCUCUCAUGCAUUGCCAUUGCCCCAUUUCCCUAUUUAAACUCUCCCAUCUCUGCUUCUUCUUCCCACACUUGAUUGAUUCACCAUCAAUUUCUCCAACCAAAUCUCCAAAUUUUCCUUCCAAGAUAAAAAAAAAAUAUAAUUCCUCUGUUUCAUUCCUCCCCUGUAAGCCAUGCUGCUGCUGUCCCAGCCAGUUGCAGAGAGCAAAUCUCGCGCCGGAGCACCGCGAAAAUCCACCUUGGGGAUGUUCGCGGCGGCGGAGAUCCCUGUGAUAGAUCUUCUGGAGGCAGAGGCGAAGAACAAGAUCGUGAGGGCCUGCAGGGAGUUUGGGUUCUUCAAGCUGGUCAACCAUGGCGUCCCCCUGGAGGCCAUGGCUGCCAGGCUUGAAGAAGAAGCUCUCAAGUUCUUCAACCUGCCCCAGCAUGAGAAGGACAAAGCUGGCCCUCCCAACCCCUUCGGGUACGGGAACAAGGCGAUCGGACCCAAUGGGGAUGUCGGUUGGGUCGAGUAUCUCCUCUUCACCACCAACCCAGACCUCAUUUCCCCAGCCUCCAUUCUUCCUCCCAAUUCCCAGCUAUUCCGGGGGCUGGUGAAUGAGUAUGUUGGGGCAGUGAAGAGUGUGACAUGUGAGGUGUUGGAGAAGAUGGCAGAGGGGUUGAAGAUAGGGGCAAAGAAUGUGUUCAGCAGGCUGAUAAGGGACGAGAGGAGCGAUUCGUGCUUCCGGGUGAACCAUUACCCGCCGCAGCCGGACGACUUCCAUGGGAGGAGGGGGAUGAUUGGGUUUGGAGAGCACACUGACCCACAGGUUGUCUCUGUUGGGAGGUCCAACAACACAACCGGCCUCCAAAUCUCCCUCCGGGACGGCACUUGGGUCUCCGUCCCUCCCGACCCCCGCUCCCUCUUCGUCAUGGUUGGCGACUCCCUACAGGUGAUGACGAACGGGAGGUUCAGGAGCGUGAAGCAUAGAGUGGUGACGAGCAGCCCGAAGGCGAAGGCGAGGGUGUCGAUGAUAUACUUCGGAGGGCCGCCAUUGAGUGAGAAGAUAGUACCCCUAACUUGCUUGAUGGAACAAGGGGAAGAGAGCUUGUACCAUGAGUUUUCCUGGUCUGAGUACAAGAAGUCAGCUUACAAGACAAAGUUGUCUGAAAAUAGGCUUUCCCUUUUUGAGAAGAACAAAUUUCCCACCCCUCCAAACCCUUCCAAUAACCCAUCUUCAAGCAAAUUUCUAUUAUAAAAAAAAAGCUUGAAAUAUAAUUGUACUACAUACAUCAUCACUUUAAGUGCAGGUGCAAUUUCCAUGUUACUAGAUAUAGGCUUUGUCAU